Molecule: messenger RNA, 447 nt
Organism: Aureobasidium musti
Lineage: Eukaryota; Fungi; Ascomycota; Dothideomycetes; Dothideales; Saccotheciaceae
Source: the annotation of a GenBank genome assembly
AUGGUCGACAAGCUCCAACGAAACAUUCCACGAGCUGCCCAAACGCGCGCUCAAUCCAACGUCGUGUCCCACUGGCUACAAGAACUCGGUGCCGUUUGCACCGGUGCCAUCUCCUCCAUCAUCACCGCAGGCGUAAUUGCUUCAGGUGGCUCUGUCGCCUCGACCACAACUGCCGCUUCCCAGCCUCUAACUGCCUCUGCUUCCUCAUCCCAAACAACAUCAAACUCGGGAGGGGGUCUCAUACUCGCAAGUGGCCAGAGCACCACCGGCACAUCUCCUGCUACCACCACUAUCGCUUCGGGUUCCGCUGCUGCUACCACUGGCGAUGGUUUCAUCAUCGUUGGAACCAGCACUGCUGCUACUCUGGGAAGUAACGCCGUGAGAAGUGUCCGUACUCCAUUCGUAGCCCAGGCUAUCGUCAGGCUCUUGGAGCUUCUGCACCUUUGA